CAUUUCGCAGCGCUAAGACCCCAGAUGAUCAAGCUGGGCGGCAGAUCAAAGCUGCCCCUCGAUAAUAUCACAGUUUACUACUGGACUAUAACUAAACGGCUUUGGAGUGACGCCCCCAUACCUACCUAGCUAUGCACAAUAAAGGCCCCAUUCCGCAGCAGCACGAUGGCAGCGGCCUGCGAAUUGGUAUUGUCCAUGCGCGCUGGAACGAGACCAUCAUUGAACCUCUUCUAGCGGGUACCAAGGCCAAGCUGCUCGAGUCCGGAGUUUCAGAAGCAAAUAUCGUGGUGCAGACGGUUCCCGGUUCCUGGGAACUGCCAAUCGCGGUCCAACGUCUCUAUUCGGCCUCGCAGGUGCAGUCCUCGUCGGCCGGUAGUGGCAGCACAGCGGGCGACCUGUUGGGCAGCUCAACUACAGACCUGACGCCCCUCCCCGCUGCGGGGGCUUCAACGGGCCCUUUCGAUGCCUUAAUUGCUAUUGGUGUGCUGAUCAAGGGGGAAACGAUGCACUUCGAAUAUAUCUCCGAAAGCGUAUCCCAGGGUCUGAUGCGUGUGUCUUUGGACACGGGCGUACCCGUCAUUUUUGGCGUUCUUACUGUGCUGAACGACGAUCAGGCAAGGGCCAGAGCUGGCAUUCUCGAUGGAAGCCACAACCACGGCGAAGACUGGGGUCUCGCAGCCGUCGAAAUGGCAGUGAAGCGGAAGAGUUGGGCUGCUGGUAGAAUCGAUUAGGAGAGAAAUCACACACCAUCUAGCAUCUAGGCUAGAUCCGCUUCGAGCCUCUUUACGAAGUACUCAUUCUAUACAGAAAUAAUCGCCUUCGCCUUUCUUGGUCGCUCCUGUCUCGACCUAGAGCCUCACUAACGGCUCUCUAGGAAGUCCCCCACGAGAGGGAACAGUCUGCCCCUAAACAAAUGA
Messenger RNA from Lasiosphaeria miniovina, 917 nucleotides. Its product is annotated as 6,7-dimethyl-8-ribityllumazine synthase. The transcript has 3 exons. Lineage: Eukaryota; Fungi; Ascomycota; Sordariomycetes; Sordariales; Lasiosphaeriaceae. Gene Ontology annotation, cellular component: riboflavin synthase complex; intracellular anatomical structure; mitochondrial intermembrane space. Gene Ontology annotation, molecular function: 6,7-dimethyl-8-ribityllumazine synthase activity. The record is from RefSeq and is a predicted model, not a curated record. Gene Ontology annotation, biological process: riboflavin biosynthetic process. Bases 132 to 731 code for a protein of 199 amino acids.